Molecule: messenger RNA, 5181 nt
Organism: Lacerta agilis (Sand lizard)
Lineage: Eukaryota; Metazoa; Chordata; Lepidosauria; Squamata; Lacertidae
Gene: ITGA11
Product: integrin subunit alpha 11
Exons: 30
Coding region: 140-3715 (1191 amino acids)
Biological process (GO): cell-cell adhesion; cell adhesion mediated by integrin; integrin-mediated signaling pathway
Cellular component (GO): external side of plasma membrane; integrin complex
Molecular function (GO): integrin binding
Source: RefSeq, a predicted model, not a curated record
CUGCUUCUGUCAGGGAGCAAAGAACGGCUUGUGGGAUAAGCAGAAAGCUGUUCCUCCCUCAGAGUGGAGCUGCCACUCUGCCUUGGCGUCUCAAGCGGAUGGUUUGGGUCGGGUACCACCAGAAACUUCCACCACCCACAUGGACUUCUACAGAGAGCUGGUGGUAGCCUGGGCUAUCGGCCUCCUAUCAGGAUUCUGCGAUGCCUUCAACAUUGACACGAAGAGGCCACGAAUUAUUCCGGGCUCUAAAGAAGCAUAUUUUGGCUAUACGGUUCAACAGCAUGAAAUCAAUGGGAAGAAAUGGCUGGUGGUCGGAGCCCCUUAUGAGACCAGUGGGCAACAGAAGACUGGAGAUGUCUACAAGUGUUCGGUGAAUGGUGAAACCAACAGCACCUGUUCCAAGCUCAAUCUAGGAAGAGUAACUCUUUCCAAUGUGUCGGAGCGCAAGGAUAAUAUGCGUCUGGGUCUCAGCUUGACCACAAACCCCAAAGACAACAGCUUUCUGGCUUGCAGCCCUCUCUGGUCUCAUGAGUGCGGAAGUUCUUACUACACCACAGGAAUGUGCUCCAGGGUGAACUCCAACUUCAGAUUCUCCAAGACUGUGGCUCCAGCGCUCCAGAGAUGCCAGACAUACAUGGAUAUAAUUAUCGUGCUGGACGGUUCCAACAGCAUCUACCCCUGGGUGGAAGUACAGAAUUUCCUGAUCAGCAUCUUGGAGAAAUUUUACAUUGGACCAGGCCAAAUACAGGUUGGAGUUGUCCAGUAUGGAGAAGAUGCCGUGCACGAGUUUCAUCUGAAUGACUACAGGUCUGUGAAGGAUGUGGUGGAAGCCGCCAGGCACAUUGAGCAGAGAGGGGGCACAGAGACCCGGACGGCCUUCGGGAUAGAAUUCGCUCGCACAGAGGCGUUUCAGAAAGGCGGGCGCAAGGGUGCCAAGAAAGUGAUGAUUGUCAUCACAGACGGAGAAUCCCAUGACAGCCCCGACCUCGAGAAGGUGAUUGAAGGCAGCGAGAAAGAUAAUGUCACCAGAUACGCUGUUGCGGUUCUUGGCUAUUAUAACAGAAGAGGGAUCAAUCCUGAAGCCUUCUUGAAAGAAAUCAAAUAUAUAGCGAGUGACCCAGAUGAAAAACAUUUUUUUAAUGUCACUGAUGAAGCUGCUCUCAAAGAUAUCGUGGAUGCUCUGGGGGAAAGGAUUUUCAGCUUGGAAGGCACCAACAAGCAUGAGAUAUCCUUUGGCCUCGAAAUGUCCCAGACGGGAUUUUCAUCCCAUAUUGUGGAAGAUGGGAUUUUGCUUGGAGCUGUGGGUGCCUAUGACUGGAACGGAGCAGUCCUCAAGGAGACCAGUAGUGGCAAAGUCGUUCCCCACCGAGAAUCCUACCUCCAAGAGUUCCCAGAGGAGCUGAAAAACCACGGAGCUUAUCUGGGUUACACCGUCACCUCAGUGGUGCUGACAAGACUUGACAGGAUUUACGUCGCUGGAGCACCCCGCUUCAACCACACGGGGAAGGUUAUCAUUUUCACGAUGCACACCAACCGGAAUCUGACCAUUCACCAGUCUCUAAAAGGAGAGCAGAUCGGUGCCUACUAUGGAAGUGAAAUCAAUUCUGUAGAUAUUGAUGGUGAUGGCGUCACAGAUGUUUUGUUGGUUGGAGCCCCAAUGUAUUUCAGCGAAGGAAGAGAGAGGGGAAAGGUGUAUGUCUACACCCUAAAAGAGGAUCGGUUUGUUUCCAAUGGGACUCUGGAAGAUUUGCCAGGCUACCAGAACUCCAGGUUUGGCUCCUGCAUAGCUGCCGUCUCCGAUUUGAAUCAGGACUCGUACAAUGAUGUCGUUGUGGGAGCCCCGCUUGAAGAUGAGCACCAGGGAGCAAUAUAUAUCUUCCAUGGCUACAAGGAAAACCUCGUACGGAAAUAUAAGCAGAGAAUUACGGCAGCUGAAAUUUCUCCAGGCUUAAUGUAUUUUGGAUGCAGCAUCCAUGGCAACUUGGACCUGAAUGAAGACAGGCUUGUUGACCUCGCCGUUGGCUCGCUGGGAAAUGCUGUAUUAUUAUGGUCCCGCAGUGUGGUGCGGAUCAAUGCCAGCCUCAGGUUUGAGCCAUUCAAGAUCAACAUCUUCAACAAGGACUGCACUCGGAAUGGGAAGGACGCCACUUGCCUGUCUGCAUUUCUUUGCUUCACUGCCAUUUUCCUCUCAGCUCAUUUUCAGACGGCAAGCGUGACACUGAAUUACAACAUCACCAUUGAUGAGAGACGGUACAUCCCACGAGCCCAUCUGGAUGAGAAUGGAGACAGGCUCACCCACAAGACGGUUACAUUGUUUGCAGGGCAAGAAUGGUGCGAUAAGCUGAAUUUUCAUGUCUUGGACACAGCCGAUUAUGUGAAGCCAGUGACUUUCUCUGUCGAUUAUGCCCUGGGUAGCCCUGACAAUGGACCGGUGAUGGAUGGCGGCUGGCCUACCUCGCUGAAAGUUGCUGUACCUUUCUGGAACGGAUGCAACGAGGAUGAGCAUUGCAUCCCUAAUUUGGUCCUUGAUGCUAAAACUGAUAUCCCAACUGCCAUGGAGUAUUGCAGACGCGUCCUGAGAAAGUCGCAUUCGGAUUGCUCCGCCUACACGCUGUCUUUUGACACCUCCAUUUUUGUCAUAGAAAGUGCCAGGAGGAGGGUGGCGGUGGAAGCUACGCUGGAGAACAGAGGAGAAAAUGCAUAUAACACCGUUCUAAACAUUUCGUUCUCGAGGAACCUGAAGUUUGCCAGCUUGAUCCAGAAGGAUGACCUGGACAUUAAUAUUGAGUGCGUGUCUGAAGAGAAGCAUCCGAACCGGAGGGUUUGCAAUGUCAGCUAUCCAUUCUUCCGAGCCAAAGCAAAGGUGGCUUUUCGCCUGGAUUUCGAGUUCAGCAAAUCUAUUUUCCUCCAAAAUCUGGAGAUCUCUUUGACUGCCAACAGUGACAGCGAGGAACAGGAAAACACCAAAGAGGACAAUUCUGCCCUCCUAAAGUUUCCGCUGAAGUAUGAAACAGACCUGCUUUUCACCAGGAGUCCCAGCCAGAAUUACUACGAGGUCAAGUCAAACAAUUCUCUGGAGAGAUAUGACAGCAUCGGUCCGCCUUUUAACUGUACCUUUAAGCUGCAGAAUCUGGGCCUCUUUCCUGUUGAUGGGAUGGCUAUCAAAAUCACAGUCCCCGUGGCCACACGGGGAGGCAAUCGCCUUCUGCAGCUAGCAGGCUUCCACGUGGAUGAGGAACACAUAACGUGCCACAUUGGGGGGAACAACACAGACUACCGAAGGACACCCUCUGACGAGGACUUGGGGCGCCACCCCCAGCUGAACUACAGUAAUUCUGAUGUGAUAUCCAUAGACUGCAGUGUAAAUCUGGCUGCCAAUGGAGAAGUCAGCUUCCUCUUGCAUGGAAAUCUGUGGAUGAAGUCACUGAGAACUAUGAAAUUCAAGUCGCUGAGAUUUGUGAUUAACGCCGUCCUGCAGAGAGGGUUCCGCAGUGCCUUCGUCUUCAGAGAGGACGAUCCCAGUCGGCAGGUCACGUUUGAAAUCUCCAAGAUAGAGGAGUCCCAAAUCCCCAUCUGGAUCAUCAUUGGGAGCACCUUAGGUGGUCUCCUCCUGCUGGCCCUCCUUGUGCUGGCGCUGUGGAAGCUUGGCUUUUUUAAAAGUGCUAACCGCAAGAGAGACGCAGCCGAGAACCAGAACACCAAGGACUUGGACUGAGGCUUCCAUCUCCCCAAGUGACUCCCUUGGCUCCUCAGAGCCAAAUUUCCUUUGCAAUGAUGAGAUCCCUCACCACCCCUUCCAUGUCUUCUCAUGAAAGCAACCCCAACUGCUCAGUGUUACCUGCAAGGGGCAAGAUGCAGCUGGCUAAAAAGGGACUUCAAACUGGGUUUAAUUGCUUCCUUCAGCCUAAGACACUGGAAGCUCUGCAGCAAUGGCCUGGAGAGUAAAUUUCCAGGGACAAGGGACCCUUUAGUGGCCAUCGCUUUCUUGAAAAUGACAAAUCUUGGCUCCACGAGGCAGACAACUACCAUGCCAGAAUAGCUCUGCAGUAAUUCAUAAAAGUCUCCGAGCUCCAGUCCUUUUUAUCCGUUCAUGGCACAAGCAUAUCUCACUGGGGAAAGCUUUUCACCCCACCAAAAAAAGGGAAAAACCUGGAUCUGCAUGGAUACCAGCAGCAGCAAACUUGUAAUGGGUCUUCACAUAUUCUUUUUACAGCAACUGCUUAUUCAAGAUGCCAUGGGAGAAUGAACCAGACCAAUAUAUUCUGCAAAAGCGGUCUUCAAGAAAUUGAGAUAACGCAGCAUGCCUUCGAAACAAAUGAAGUUGCCUUUACAAAAUAGUGCAGCAUUUGAAAUCAUUAGCGGACGGGAGGUUCUUUCUGGAACAGAGGACCCUGUGGAGAGUUAAUGCUUUAAAAAGCAAGAUCCAUUCAUGUUAUCCACAAAACAUGUAAGAGGCUGGGUGACUAGAAUGAAACAGAGGUUAACUUGCAGGUGGGGACACGUGUUCUCCAGCUAUUCUCUAACGCAAGUAAGGGGCACUGUGUGUUUAUCUAUGAAUCAAAAAAGUUACUAGAUUCUUAUCUGAUGCUCCACACCAAAUGCUUAUGAAGAGCCCAAGUAGGAUAUAACGCACUGGGCACUUACUCUGUAUGUGAAACUCCCAUUCAUUCCAAAGGGGUGGGUGCAGGAUACAUGCUCAGAACCAGACCGUCCACCACUCUGCAGUGCCUCUCCCACUCUCUAAAUGGAGCAGUUGAAGAGAGAAAUCUUUAUUGCCUUCUUAAUGCACUGAACACAGAUACCGACAAUUGUAAGCACCUUAAUGCAAGCCUUCAAUCCUCAGCUGUAUAUACUUUUUCUGAAAAUGUUUACCUUUCUUGUUUUUAAAGUCGACUAAAACAAACCAGUUUGAAGUGUUUCCCCUCAAGUUGUGCAAUUUCCAAAAGCAACACAUGGAAAAUAUGUACUAUAUGUGUAUAUACUUUUGUACGAUGGAAAUGUUUUAAUUUGACCCUUUUUGUUUCUUUUGCAUAAUAAAAUUAUUUAUGCUAUUGUGAAUAUUAAUGACUGAAAAUGAGAAAUCAGUUCCACUGAAUGCAGUAACCUAUGUAAAAUGCUGCAGCAGUAGAUUGUGGUUUGUGGGAUUUUGUAAAAAGAAAAUUAAAACUUUUUAAAGUGAAA